Molecule: messenger RNA, 2856 nt
Organism: Doryrhamphus excisus (bluestripe pipefish)
Lineage: Eukaryota; Metazoa; Chordata; Actinopteri; Syngnathiformes; Syngnathidae
Source: RefSeq, a predicted model, not a curated record
UCCGGAGUAGCACAAGUCUUUGGGGUUUGCGUCACACGGACACACACUACGGAAGAUAACCGAGAACACCAACGAUACCGGGAGACAAUCUUAACCUGCCGGUGGAACUUGCUUCCAGGCGCAUAGCCGUCGUUGCUGUCUUCUGGUAAAAAAAAAAAAGACUUCAACUCGCUGCGCCCGUAUUUCCGGCAAGAAGACCGAAUAAUACGAGGCGAGGAAUGCUAUCUGAGCAUCAAUGUUUCACUGGGGAAAGUGGAAGAAGAGGAUGGGAGCCAAUAGUUCGUCAAAGAGACCAGUUUUCGAUGAGAAGGAAGAUGUAAACUUUGACCACUUUCAAAUACUGCGUGCCAUCGGGAAGGGGAGCUUCGGAAAGGUAUGCAUUGUGCAAAAGAGGGACACGGAGAAGAUGUACGCCAUGAAGUACAUGAACAAACAACAAUGUAUCGAGAGAGAUGAGGUCCGAAACGUCUUUAGAGAGCUUGAGAUCCUACAGGAAAUUGAACAUGUUUUUUUAGUAAACCUCUGGUACUCGUUCCAGGACGAGGAGGACAUGUUCAUGGUGGUGGAUCUCCUGCUCGGAGGAGACCUUCGUUACCACCUGCAGCAGAGCGUCCAGUUCAGCGAGGAUGCGGUCAAACUUUACGUCUGUGAGAUGACGCUGGCGUUGGACUACCUGCAGAGUCAGCACAUCAUCCAUCGAGACGUCAAACCGGACAAUAUUCUUUUGGACGAGCAAGGUCACGCUCAUCUGACAGACUUCAACAUCGCGACAAUAAUAAAAGAUGGAGAACGAGCAACAGCCUUGGCUGGAACCAAGCCAUACAUGGCUCCAGAGAUCUUUCAGUCCUUCAUGAAUGGAGGGAUGGGCUACGCCUUUGAGGUAGACUGGUGGUCAUUAGGGGUGACGGUUUUCGAAGUUCUGCGGGGAUGGAGGCCGUAUGACAUCCAUGCCAGUAACUCGCUGGAGUCUUUAAUCCAGCUCUUUAGUACUGUCAGUGUCCAGUACAGCCCGGCCUGGCCGAAAGAUCUGGUUUCUCUAUUGAGGAAGCUACUAACCGUCAACCCAGAGCAUCGUUUCUCCAGCCUGUCUGACAUGCAGACUUCGCCCUACCUCGCCGACAUCAACUGGGACGCCGUUUACGAAAAGAAGAUGGACGCCGGCUUUGUUCCGAAUAAAGGUCGCCUCCACUGCGACCCCACCUUUGAGCUGGAGGAGAUGAUUCUGGAAUCACGUCCCCUUCACAAGAAGAAGAAAAGAUUGGCCAAGAACCGAUCUCGGGACAACAGCAAGGAUUCACAGUCUGAGAACGACUAUCUACAGGAGUGCCUUGAAGCGGUGCAGCAAGAGUUCAUGAUCUUCAACCGUGAGAAAUUGAAAAAGCGCCAAGAGGAGGGUCAUUGUGAGACCGGGGGUGAUGAUGCCAGCGGAGACGGCGACGCGGAGGCCACAGGCACGGACGACGACGCGCCCGAGCCUGAACCCGACCCCGAGCCUGGGAUGGCGCCCGAGCCCGAGUCUUCUUCCAAACUGAGCAUGUGCGGCUCGGUGUGUUCCUCCCCGGGAAGCUGCUAGCGCCGCAUCAGUUUAUGAUGCACGGCGAAGGUCUCGCCCGUGGACACGUUGUCCCCUCUGUACUUAGUAGCCAUAGCUGACAGUAGACAGUAGCCAAAAGCGGGGGGGGGAUUGACGCAUAGUUUUGGGGGUUUUCUUCAAGUAGCACCAUUCCCGGUCCGGCGUAAAUGAAGCGGAUUCUCCACCUCCUUGUCCGCCCUUCAUGACGCUCUAACUUCUAUGCAAAUUUGCAUCCCAGCAUGACGAAGCAAGUAUCACCCGCUCUGAGGUUAAGUGGAAUGCUCCGCCACAGGAUGAUGACAUCCCGAGCAACGUUCACGAUAUUUUGGGGUCUUUGGUGGUUUUAGCGGAGAACGCUUCUUAAGUCCUCCGCUUCAAAAUCAUCCUGGGAUGACUGAAUUAUUCAGCACACGCAGGCGGUUUUACGGUUUUGCCCGUCUCGACUUCCCUCUCCCUCCCUCUCAGCCCCUCUUAUGUCAUGCGUCCCAAUUCAGGGGAAUCGUGUGUGUGCUCGAAUGCAACGUCUUUAGAAAAGUCUUUGUUUAUGCAACAGCGGCAAACAUGGCGGAAGUUGUAUUUACUGAUGAUUAGCUCAACACCAACUCUGACUACAUAUUUGCAAUUUAACAUUAAUUUGUGGGAAAACACGCUAUCUUGUGCUUAUAAUUGCCAUAAUUAGGCCGUAUCGCUAAAAAAAAAAAAAAACAUCUGAUUUGCCUGAAGUGUAAACGUUUGAGUUUCAUAUAAAGCACUCAAAAGCUAACUUUAGCUUGCUUUAGGAAGUGCUUUUUACAUGCAGUUAAUAUUUACAUAUUUAAUAUUUACUCACAUCGCAUCACAAACCAACAUCUUAUCAACACAAAUGGCCGCCUCACUCGAUGCGCAACAUGUGGAACACACAAUGUACCUGCACCACUCUGACUACGCAUGUAGCCUAUAUACAGUAUAUAUAAGGCAUGCAAGACAUGCUGGGAAGCCCACGCACACACUUCCACAGCAUGUUACCCGGCAUACCUUGCGGGAAUGUUUUAUAUAUCAUAUAACAAUAUAUUAAUUAAAAAAAACUUAACAUGAGCUUAAAUACGCUUACAUGUUCAUAAUAAUAAGCUAUAUUCAACCACAAAACAACAUGAUUUAUUAAUUAAUAUAUUUAUUUAUUAAUUAAUAUACUGUUGUUAGUAUAUAUGAUUGAUUAAUUCAUUCAUUUAUUUAUUUAUUAAUAUAUUAUUAUUAAUUAAUAUUAUUAAUUAAUAUAUUGUAUAUAUAUAAUAAGCUAUAUUCAA